CAAAUAUCUAAGCUCUGAAAAUCCACUGUUCUUUGAAUUACGUGCCAGAUACCUUAUUGCCUGUGAGCGCAUCCCAGAGGCAAUGGCUCUUAUCAAAUCUUGCAUGAAUCAUCCUGAUAUUAGUAAAGACCUUUACUUCCAUCAAGCAUUUUUCACAUGUCUUUAUAUGUCACCAGUGGAAGACCAACUGUUUCAAGAGCAUUUGCUGAAAACUGAUUGCAAGAAUGGCAUUGAAAUCAUCUGCAACAUUUCAAAAGAAGGGAAGACUGCCUUAGCUUUAUAUCUUUGUGAAUCAUUCCUUAUUCCACAGCUCAAAAAAGGAGAGAUGUAUUGCAUCUGGGAGCUGAUCUUUAUUUGGAGUAAACUGCAACUUAAAUCUAAUCCAUCAAUGCAAGUAUUUGUAGAUCAGUGCUACCACCUUCUAAGGAUAGCUACAAACAUAAGGGUUAUUUUCCCUUUCAUGAAGGUUAUUAGGGAUGAAGUUGGCAAGGAAGGCCUGCAGAUUUGUGUUGAGAUUUGUGGAAGUGCUCUCCAGCUAGAUCUUCGUGAUGAUCCAAAAAUGAAAUGUUUGAUAUACAAAACCAUUGCUCACUUUUUGCCAAAUGACCUGGAGAUUGUCAGAAUAUGUGCUCUUUCUAUCUUUUUUCUUGAGUGCACUUUGGAGUCAUAUUAUACUGUUGAAAAUCUAUACAAACAUGCAGAUGAAGAGUACAAUGAACAAACCAGUUCUGUGCAGAACCGUGUGCGAUUUGAGUUGCUUCCCAUUUUGAAAAAGGGGUUGUUUUUUGAUCCUGAAUUCUGGAAUUUCUUGAUGAUCAAGGAGAACUGUUUAGCACUGCUAAGAGAAAAAGCAUCAGUUGAGUUGAAUGCAAGUACACUGGAGCAUGGUUUGAAUGCACCAAAGACUCGUCAAGCAUUGCGUGGAGAUCAAGCCUGUGUGGCCAAUAUAAAUAAUGGAGAGUUAGACCAUGAAGAGGCUUCUGGAGCACAGUUGAAAUGUCAUGGUAAUUCCAAAAAGAACCAUGUAGCUCUUGGUUUGUCUAAAGUUGAUCACAAUGUACCAAGGCACCGUUGUGUGUUAUGUAACAGGGAAUUUCUUGGUGGUCACAUUGUGAGGCAUGCACAGGCUCAUCAGAAAAAAGGCAGUUUUUCAUGUGUUAUGUGUCACAGGAGAUUCAGGCAAAAAGGAGUAAUGCUUAAGCACUUGAAGAACCACAUCAAGAAGAUGACAAGGCAUCAUCUUGCUGUUUCUUGUCAUAAUCAGGAACCCCUUGAUAUAAAUAAGAUAAAUUAUUCAGAUACAGAUGUCUCUUUACAAAAUGGGAACUCUGAGUCCUCUAAAGAUGACAAAAUAGAGGUCGCCAUUCCAAAUACUGAUCAGGAGAAACAGACUUCUGAAGUCACCUUGGCUGUAACUGAAAAUCACGUUAGUGACCACGAUAGUGUUUUUGAAAAUGGUAAAAGUGGUAACUGUUCAAAUAACACUCCUGAACCAGAAGCUACAGAAGGGGUGCCCGAAACUGCUAGUGAUCUGAAUAGAGAUGUCCCUACAGUUCAUAAAGUAAAUGGUGUAUUAUGCUCUCAAAAUGACUUGGACAUUCAGGACCAAGCAGGUAACUUCAAGUGUCCUGCUAAUGGCUGCAUUCGAGUGUUUAAAAAAGUAAGGUGUCUGAAUAAACAUGCGCGGAAAGCUCAUCCCACUGAUCUGAAGGUGCAAGAGCAUAUAAUGAAGUGGAAUAAGGGGAAAUGUCGGUUUUGUCAGAGGAAGUUUUUAGAUUCUCAACAUUUUAUUGACCAUCUAAAGCAACAUGUUUAUCCAAAUGUAUAUUUUUGUUUACAUUUUAACUGUAAUCAGAGAUUUAGGCUGUCCACUGAGCUUACAGAGCAUAUGAAAAGUCACAGUGAGUUUAAAGCUCAGUGUAACUUUGCAGAAUGCUGUAAACUUUUUGAUGAUCUUUCCUUGCUCUAUGAGCAUGAAGCUCAACAUUAUUCACAGAAAACAGAUUCUCCUGAAGAAAUCAGUGAAAAUAAUGCUUCAGGUCCUGCUUUGGAAUCCCAGUGUAGCAUCCAGGAAAAAGGAAGCAACAGUAAUGAGCAGGAGGCUGGGAUGGACUUGCCAGUUCCAACUUGGAAAGCAAGAAAAGAUUCUACAGAACCAAAGACUUAUAUCCAGAGUGAGAAAAAAGCAAAUAAUCUAAUUCAGAAUGGAAAUGAAAAUGUAUGUGAUGGCAUUGCUACUGUUAUGACUUUGAUAGACCAAAAGAUACCUGCAGUUGAGCCAAAUUUGGAGAAUAGCAAUGUUACUGACCAACUAGUUAAUGGGCAUAGUGAACUGGAACAGACUACUUCAGCUUCACUGGAUGCUGAUUUGGAAGGAGUGACUGACAAAAUAAGGACAGAAAAUGGAUCCGUUCUACCUGUUUUACAGAACUGUACUGACAUACCACCAAACAGUGUUUCUGCAGUCUCUCAGUCACCUUCCAAACCAAAUCAGAUAACAAAAAAUACUACAUACGGCUUAAUUUUAACAAAGCCUUUUGUUAGACCAUUGCCUCCAAGUUAUCUUGAUGAACAGUAUAUUAGCAUGCCAAAACGAAGAAAAACGUUGACUGAAAAAGUAGAUGCCCAUUCAGAGCAAGAUAAAGCUGGUAGCAAAUCAGAGCGAUUAAGAUGCAGCAAAUGCCUGACCACCUACUGUAACUCAGAAGCACUUCAGCUUCAUCUUGCACAAAAGAAGUGUCGGACACUCUUUGGAUUCGAUUCAGAUGAUGAAAGUGCCUGAUCAAAUAGUGUGAGAAGACUUCUCAGUUGAGAAGUGGUGUGAUGGAAACCUACAAUGUUCUGCAUCAAUUUGCUUUUCCCUUGUUGGCCUUAAUUAUCAAGAAAUCUGACGUUUUUAAAGAAAAUAAGGAUCUUUUUCACAAUAAAAGCACACUUGUGUCAGAACUGAGUGGCAGCAAAAGUUGUGCAAAUUUCAAACCCAGAAAAACUGUGUUAAAGCUCCCAAAGUACCAGUUAUCUAAUACUCACAAGAUCCCACAUGGUUCCCAAUAUAAGUAAGCUGAUAUUGCAGCAACACACUGAAUAGCUAUUGUGCUGAGUGGUAGCUGUUGCCCUACAGAGAAAUGCCAGGGAUACAUGACCCCUUCAGGAGCAUGUUUAAAUGAAGUCUGCCAACAUUAUAAUCUGAUAGUUUGAGUCAUUCUGUAAAAUAUUGCUGGGCCUAAAUAUGUGGUCAGUUAGAAGUUAAUUGCUUGUAGCAGUUAAUUUUGCAUUGAUGUAUUUUUUACUUUGGCAACAAGUGAAUGUAACAGGUAGUUGACCUGCACAGUCUGUCUUGGUAAAGAAGUUAAGGCAUAAUUAAGCUACAUUCAGAUACACAAAACUUCUCCCUCCCCAUAUCUGAAUUGUGGAGAAGGUCUCGCAAGAAUUGCUGGGGCAAUGGGAUCUACACAAUUACAAUAUUUGGUACUAAACAUGCAGUCUGAGUCACAGUGGUAAAUGCACAUGAUAGCAAAGCCCCUGAACUGGAUUUGGAGUCUAAAAUUUCACUGUAAUAAUUUAGUAGUAGAUUUGGUUGAUAUCUUUUAAAGGCUGAUUUCUACUAUAAAAAGUGUUACUCUAAAGAGAAAAAGGCCCCCAAGAUACAAAGCUGACUAUAAGGAAGGAUAAAAGAACCUGGCAAAAAACUUUGUAUUGUAUCAAUACAGAAAAACAGCACUGAAUUUUCAUUAAGCAGCCAUUGCUUUUUAUUUUGAAUAUAGUUAUGAAAUUGGUUGGUUCAAAAAAUCCAGUGGUAGAAAUUAAUUCCAGGGCAGGAAUUAUUUUAGAAAACUGUAGGAGUAACUUGCACUGUGCCUUGAGAGGUGAAGCUUUAAUCCCCUCCUCAUAGUAUACCGAAGGCAGAGCACUGAAAUCCCAAUGGCCCAAGUGAGUCUUCUGUAGAGAAGUCAGUUCACAGAUUUUUGUCACAAAAGAUUGAGACGUUAAGAACUCUUUCUGUAUUUGCACAUCAUAAGAGGUUUAAUAAAUAUAUUAUUAAGAUGGAUUUAUAUAUUUUCAGAAUUGAUUGAUGAAUGGUAGGUAAGUUCCAUUUUGGCCAUUUGUAACACAAUCCUGAAUACAUGUGUAGUAAGAGGUAAGUCCCGUUGAGUUGAAUGGGCUUUAUUCCAAAGUAAAUGAACAUUAGAUUGCAGCCUUGAAUUUCAUCAAUACUAAAGAAAUACAAAGUUCAUCACCAGUUUUGUUGAAAAUAUUAGGUGUUAAAGUAUGAGUUUAUAAUACAAUAAAACAGUGUUUUAACCAUUUUAAAGUUACAGUAGGAUUCCUGUAUCUGUGGGAUUGGUUGUGGUUUCACUUUUCUGUGAUCUGAAAAUAUUAAAAGAAAAAAACCAGAAAUACGUAUUUUCAUGUGGUAUUUAUCAGAGCUAGUCACUAGGAUGGUCCCUGGCUCCCUCUACUGGCCAGUUCUGGUAAUAUAUAGUGAAAAUAUUUUUCUAGAUAUUUUUCUUUUACCAUACCAUGUAUAGAAUACAGUUGUCCCCCGCUUAACGAUUACCCCGUAUAACGACGAAUCCGCUUCACAACAAUGUUUUUGCGAUCAC
Molecule: messenger RNA, 4604 nt
Organism: Pogona vitticeps (central bearded dragon)
Lineage: Eukaryota; Metazoa; Chordata; Lepidosauria; Squamata; Agamidae
Source: RefSeq, a predicted model, not a curated record